AUGUCUUCUCGUACGAACGCUGAGAUGCGCGGUCUGCACAUCGGCACGGAUAGGCAUGCGUGGUGGAAGGAGGCUGUUGUCUAUCAGAUAUAUCCCGCUUCCUUCCUCGAUACGAACGGAGACGGUUGGGGCGAUGUGCCGGGUAUCACAAAGAAGCUGGAUUAUCUCAAGGAUCUGGGCGUCGAUGUUAUAUGGGUAUCACCGAUCUAUAAAAGCCCGCAGGCGGACAUGGGCUACGACAUCGCCGACUAUGAAGAUAUCGACCCUAGUUAUGGGACACUAUCGGACGUCGACAACCUCAUCAAGGAGAUCAAGAAGCGCGGCAUGAAGCUGAUAAUGGAUCUGGUGGUCAAUCACACCUCCGAUCAACAUGCAUGGUUCCUAGAGUCUCGCUCCUCCAAAUCGUCCCCCAAGCGCGACUGGUACAUCUGGAAAGCCCCCAGGUACGACUCACAAGGAAAUCGCCAGCCACCCAACAACUGGGCGCUUCUCCUCGGCGAAGCGAACUCCGCCUGGACAUGGGACGAGAACACGCAGGAAUACUACCUCUCGCUCUUCACGCCUGAGCAGCCAGACCUCAACUGGGAGAACCCUGCUGUGCGCGAAGCGGUCCACAACAUCCUGCGCUUCUGGCUCGACCGCGGUGCGUCCGGCUUCCGCAUGGACGUCAUCAACCUGAUCUCGAAGGUGCAAACCUUCCCAGACGCGGAGGUGCUAGCACCAAGCCAUGCAUACCAGCCGGGCGACAAGUUCUUCGCAAACGGUCCGCGAUUGCACGAAUUCCUGCAAGAAAUAAACCAGAAAGUGCUCUCCAAGUACGACACCCUCACCGUCGGCGAAAUGCCCUUCGUCCGCGACGAAGACGAGAUCAUCAAAGUCGUCGGCGCCGAAUCAGGCGAGCUGAACAUGAUAUUCGCCUUCGAUCUCGUCGACAUUGACAACGUGCCCGGCGAGUUCACAUUCACGCUGCAUCCGUGGAACGCGCGCGAUCUGAAGCGCUGCGUCGCAAGACUGCAGCGGCUUAUGCUGGAAAGAGAUGGAUGGAACUCGCUCUUCGUCGAAAACCACGACCAGCCGCGCAGUGUCUCGCGGUACACGGACGACAGUGACCAGUGGCGCGAGUACGGCGCCAAGCUGCUCUGCUUGCUGCAGACUACGCUGGCGGGCACUCUGUAUGUGUAUCAGGGCGAGGAGAUUGGGAUGCGCAAUGUGCCCGAGAGUUGGGGCCCGGAGGAGUACAAAGACAUCCAAAGCAUUAAUUUCUUCAAAAAAUACAACGAGAUGUACCCCGAUAACCCGGAGAAAAUAGCCCUGGCGCGGAAAAUCAUGCAGCGCAAAGCGCGAGACAACGCGCGCACGCCCGUGCAAUGGACCGCGGACCCGCACGCAGGCUUCACCUCACCUUCAUCGAAGCCCUGGAUGCGCGUAAAUGACGACUACAAAACCGUAAAUGUCGCUGCGCAGCUCGCCAAUCCGAAUCCCCAACCCGGCACGCUUUCCGUGCACAGCUUCUGGAGGCGCGGACUGGAGCAUCGGAAGAAACAUAAAGAAGUGUUUGUAUACGGAGACUUUGAGCUUAUCGACGCAGAGCAUGAGAGCGUGGUUGCGUACAAGCGGUGGAGCAAGGAUACGGCGUGUGUCGUUGUGCUGAACUUCAGUGGGGAGACGGUGGAGUGGGAUGGGAUGGGAGAGAUGAGCGUUAAGCGGUGGUGGGCGGGGAAUUAUGAUGAGCGUGAGUUGGGGAAGAAGAGCACGGGUGGGAAGAUUGAGCUUAGCCCUUGGGAAGGGCUGAUUGGGGAGUUGGAAUAG
Molecule: messenger RNA, 1809 nt
Organism: Trematosphaeria pertusa
Lineage: Eukaryota; Fungi; Ascomycota; Dothideomycetes; Pleosporales; Trematosphaeriaceae
Product: glycoside hydrolase family 13 protein
Exons: 5
Coding region: 1-1809 (602 amino acids)
Biological process (GO): oligosaccharide catabolic process
Molecular function (GO): alpha-amylase activity
Source: RefSeq, a predicted model, not a curated record